Messenger RNA from Cannabis sativa, 3475 nucleotides. RefSeq lists its product as uncharacterized. The transcript has 3 exons. The record is from RefSeq and is a predicted model, not a curated record. The coding region runs from base 217 to 2145 and encodes 642 amino acids. Lineage: Eukaryota; Viridiplantae; Streptophyta; Magnoliopsida; Rosales; Cannabaceae.
UUCUUAAUGUCAAAUUAUACCGUUGGUGAUGUAGGUAGGCAAUCCCCCAACGGUCAUAAAAUAUGAAAAUUCAAAUAAUUAUUUAGCCCCCAACGGUCAGCUUUGCGUUUCAAAGUUCAUCCCAAAAGUAUUUCGCUCAAUUCUGACUCCCAAACUUUUUCAAAAAAACAUUAAGCAAUUUCAUUUCUGAUCUGCGAAAAAAGGUUAAAAGACGAAAUGAACGAUUUUCAUCACCGACUUUCUUCUUCACCGUCCAUCAAGCCCUCAAAAGAUGUAGAUGAAAAUGAACCAAAGUAUCAUCAGCAAACAAGUCCCAAUUUGCAGAACAAUCCAAAACCAAUGCCAAAGCAUUACAUGUCCACAACUAUUUCAGCAGCUUCCAAGGCAAAUUUUCCUAGAAAGAAGAUCUUAGGAGACAGGAACGAGGCUUCCGAACCAUCUUCUUCGUUUGAGACUAAAUUCGAAAAGAUAUCAAUUCUUGAUAACUCUGAUGAGUCUUUGUCACAAUCGAAUGGUGGUGGUGAGGAGGAGGAGAAUGAAGAUGCUCUUGUAGUAUCUGCUGAUCUGGCUUCUUCUCCGCCUUAUGAUCCUUUAACCAAUUAUCUUUCUCCGAGGCCUCAAUUUCUCCGCUACAAGCCUAAUAGGCGACAUUGCCGUGUGAUCUUUCAUGGGAGAGAAAUUGAAGAUGGAGAGGCCAAAGAAGAGGGGUUAACUAGUAGAAGUGGUUCGCUUGAUUCUCUGAAUGCCAGCCAUGAGGAAGAGGCUGCUUCCGAGUCCGGUGGCAGUUCUUCUUCUUCUUCACCAUCAUCUUCAAUAAUUCAAAAGAAAGAAGAUGAUGUAGUUGAGGGAGCUAUUGGUGAAUCCGAGGAAAGAGAUGAAGACGAAAUUGUGGAGGAAAAAGAGGAAGAGGAAGAUAUAGGUUGUAACUUUAAAGGUCUAUUCAAAUCUUUAUUUUUGUUGGCUGUUUUAGUUCUCUCUACCAUGUUUAUAUCUUCCAUGAAUUCUUCGACGUCUAUGUCUAGUUUGAGGUUUGAUGAGAGCACUUUGAGUGGUUACUGCAAUAUGCAGAAUCAUACAAUUUCACAAAAUGGGGAUCCUAUAGAAUUAAAGAAGAGUGAUUUUGAUAGAGGGUUAGAGGAAGAAAACAUGGUUGAAGCUAUCUGGUUUAAGAAUGCAGUUGAUUCUAAUGUGGAGGAAGAGGGAAAUGUAGAUGUUGAUGAAGAUAUUGAAUUUGAUGAAAUUGAAAGUACUGAUGAAGUGAACGAAGAUGAUGCUGCUGCUGUGGAAGUUGCUGAAGGUGAAAAUAAGUCCAUUGUUGAAGAUAACAUGGAUGAGUUCUCUAUGGAUCUUCUUGAACCCACUGAAGAUUACCAGCUACUGACUUUCUCUGAAGAGCAAAAUGACAUUGAAGUAAGCCAAGAUGAGGAUGUAACUGGAAGCAUUACUGAGGAAGUUGUUUUGUCAGAGAAUAUGGAUACUGAUACCAAGUUAAACGAUGAGAAUCUGAAGCAAAUGGAAACUAAAUUCUCAUUCAAAAUUCUUGUUGCGGGUUUGAUACUUUCAACGAUUAUCGCAACUUUGUUUUUGAGGUUCCGGUUGAGAGCAAACCCUUGCACUGAACCUCUUCAAGUAAAGGAAGAAGAGAUCAUUACAGGUGAUUCUAAUCCUUUACCCUCAAAGCCUUAUUUUGAAUCUUGGAAAAUAGAGAAAUGCAAAGAAGAAAUUCCCAGUAAGAAAGAUGAGCUCAUUGAUGAAAUUGUCUCUCUUAGAGAUCAUACCCAACCCCACGCCCCAUCAGUUGAAUUUCUUGGCGAGUUUGUGGUUAGAGAUAUUAGGAACUCUGGUGUCAAAAACAGGAGAACAGAAGUUGAAGAAAGCAAUUUUUCAUUUUCUACAGAGAACCUUGGUGAUAAAUCUCAUUCAGUUUCUAUUCAAUCCCAACCUGCUCACUCUGAGUUUUCUGUCACGGAUGAUUCCCCUUCACAAGGAAGCUAUGCUGGGAAUAAGAAAGAUGAUGGUGAGUCAAAUAAUGAGAUGAUGACUCCAACAACAGCAAAGCGAUCAAGCAGCAGAAAAGGAGAAGCUAAAGCAACUCCAGUUAGGCGAUCAAGCAGAAUCCGCAGUAGGGCAGUAUUGUCUCCAUAGCAAAUGUUAUAAUUGGUUGGCUAUGUCUAAUUUUUUGACUUGCUUCAAUUGAAAACAGCAGCCUUUGUUGUUUUUAGUAUUGUUGUGACCUUAACUUUAGGAAUAAAAGAGCUCUUAAUCUGUAAGAACUAGUUUUACCUCUAUUCCCUCCCUUAUCAAAUCUAUCAUAUUCAACCUUCUUAUCAUCUUUUUUGCCCAACCUUUAUGUUGCUUUUUCACUACCAAUAUGAAGGUUAUCUCAUCUUCUUUUUGGCAGUAGUGGAAUAAGAAAAAUGUUAAAAUUUUCUUUUGAGGUUGCAAUUUUGAACUAUGAAAGAUCACAAAAUUGGAUAAAAAUGUCAACAUUGAUCAAUCUAUUAUCACCAACAUGAUUGAAACAGAAGACAUUUGAAUCUUGGCAAACAAAUUUUUCUAAUUGGCAUUUAUAGUCGAAGAUGUGUACAUAUCAAAAGACGAAGGUUUGCAUGAAUAAUGUCAUUAAAAAAAUAAAGAUACAUCAGAAGUACUUUUGUACAUGAAAUGGAAGGGAGGAUAUUGUUUGUUACAUGAAAAACUAGGCAGAUCUUCUAUUUGUGAAAGAAAAAGAUAAUGAUGAAGAACCUCUUGAGACCUUCUUAGAAAUGGUGGCCUUGGGAAGGGUAUAUAAUUUGGUGGUAUCUAAACCACCAGCAUAACUCUUACAUGCCUUCAUUUUUCUUCUGAUAUUGUAAGGAUUUUCCUUCUUAGCAAGAUCUUCUAUACUCAACACUUUUGAUAGAGAUGUGAAUGACUGUGAUUUGCCUUGGAAAAACUUGGAAAGACCUCUCCUGAGAAUUUGAACAAGAAAAACACAUUAGCAUAGAUUCAAAAAAGGAUUAGUAUAAAAAAUGUACUUGAACAAAUCUCAGAUGUGAAAAACUUACUUGAUGGGUAGUUGGGACAUGAGUUCUGACAAUUCAUACAAAGGUCCAUUAUGAUCAUGGGAUGAAGAACCAGAUGAUGAAGGGGAUGAAGAUGCAUCAUCUACCAAAUCUGAUGAAGAUGAUAAUGAUGAUCUGUUUGAGGAGGUAGAAUUCCCAAUGGAGGAUGAUGAUGCAGAUGAUGUUGAAUUGUAGGCAUCAUCAUCAUGAACAUGAUUAUUAUUAUCAUCACCUUCCAUGCUAAUCCAUCUACUCUUUUUCCCAUAAUCACCAUACAAACCUAUAGAGAAUGGACUUUGUUGUAGCAUCUGUUCUUCACAGGCAGCCAUUGAUAAGCAGAUCACAGCAAAAAAACAAGAUAAGGAGGAGAAAGUAAUCAAAGGAGAAGAACAACAAGGGAGUGGUUGCAGAUAUUGUUCUAAAAAACCUAU